GUAUCGCCAUGGCGGAUGAGUGGACGUGGAGUAGUAGCUCUGCGCGCGCCGGCGACGAAGCGGCGUGCUCGACGGCGGAGCCAACCGGUGAGUCAGCUGUUGGUAGUGAUCCGAUGGGUUUCAGCCAGCCUGGUUUACCUGAUGGCGCCGUCGCCGCCGUCGCUGCCUCGUCGUCGUCGUCUUUCCUCCUUGCUGACCGGCACAUGGAUUAUUGGACGCAGGACUUCAUGGGAGGCAGAGCUCCGGUAGCCGCCGAGGCGGCGGCGGCGGCCGCCAGUAGCUUCAACACGCUGCUCCAGCUCCAAGGCGACGCGGCGAGCCACCGGUUGCUGCUCGACGACCAGUCGGCAGCAGCGUCGCCGCGCGCGCCGUCGCCUUCGCCUCACCUCGUGCCAUCCCCCUACGGCGACGGAGCCACGGUGGCAGCGCCGCCGCCGUACGAGGCAGACAGCCUUCGGUACUGCUCCUUCAGCAGCUACGCCGGCGGUGACACGGCGGCGGCCGCGGCAGCGUCGAUGAGCAUUCCGUUCUCGCAGCUGCUUGCCAGGUCGUCCUCGGCGGCGGCGCAACAGUUCCCCGGCGCGCCGGGGCUCUUCGAGCAGGCGGCGACGGAGCCGCCGCAGCUUCUCUUGCAGACCCUAGAGCCCAGAUUCCUCAAGCAGCCCAACGCUGACGUCUGCUCGCCGGAGACGACGAGAGGAACUGCUCCUGCUCACGAGCCUACAGUAAAGAAGGCACGCAUCGAGGCGCCUUCGCCAUUGCCGACUUUCAAGGUGAGGAAAGAGAAGCUCGGGGACAGAAUCACUGCGCUCCAGCAACUCGUCUCGCCUUUUGGAAAGACGGAUACCGCAUCGGUUCUUCAUGAGGCCAUCGAAUACAUCAAAUUCCUUCAUGAUCAAGUUGCUUCUCUAAGCUCUCCAUACUUGAGGUGUGGGCGCCCCAUGCAGCAGCAACACCAACAGGGUUCACACAAGUCGAAGGACAAUGGCGAGGCGAAGCAGGACUUGCGCAGCCGAGGCCUGUGCCUUGUUCCGGUCGCCAGCACUUAUACUGUGGCCAGCGAGACUGCGACAGAGUUUUGGCACCCUACAUUUGGAGGCACAUUUCGGUAGUAACAAGAGACUAAUUGCAUGUGGUCAGUGGCAAAUCCUUCGAAAUUAAUUUUUAAGAGUAGAUAAAAGCUAGCCAUGACAGUUGAGAAUUGAAUUGGCAUCGUCGUCUGAUGCCAAUGGUGCAGUGUAUCUGCUGGUCUCUGUCAUGCACCGGUGAGCUCUAGCGGUUACCAGGGUCAUCGAUUUGAGUCUAGCUGUUAACAGGUCGCUUUGAGAUCGAUAUAUAUCAAAUAUAUCUUUUCAAGGAGAGAUAUU
Molecule: messenger RNA, 1367 nt
Organism: Oryza brachyantha (malo sina)
Lineage: Eukaryota; Viridiplantae; Streptophyta; Magnoliopsida; Poales; Poaceae
Product: transcription factor bHLH123-like
Exons: 7
Coding region: 9-1112 (367 amino acids)
Biological process (GO): regulation of transcription by RNA polymerase II
Cellular component (GO): nucleus
Molecular function (GO): RNA polymerase II cis-regulatory region sequence-specific DNA binding; protein dimerization activity; DNA-binding transcription factor activity, RNA polymerase II-specific
Source: RefSeq, a predicted model, not a curated record